ACGGCGCUGACUCAGCAACGCGAGGGGGGAGUUUUGUCCCUCCGCGGACCCCGUUUAUCGCGGCCUCAGCCUCCCAGCCGCUGGCGAGCCGGUUUCUUCUUUCCGGCGCUCCCGGAACGAAGUCUGGUCUGGCCACCGAGGCGGCGCUCCGCAGUGCGAUCCCCGUGCUUGCUUGAGGACCCCGAAAGCUACCGUUACCCCCCCCCCCGGGCAGCGAAGGCGCCAUGAACAACGCAGCAGGACUGAAUUCGGAGAAGGUAACUGCUCUGAUUCAGAAACUGAAUUCCGACUCUCAGUUCGUACUUGCCCGGAAUGUCGGGACCACUCACGACCUGCUGGACAUCUGUUUGAAGAGGACCACGGUGCAAGGUGUUCAGCAUGUGUUCCAGCACGUUGUGCCGCAGGAAGGCAAGCCAGUGACCAACCAGAAAAGCUCAGGGCGAUGUUGGAUCUUUUCUUGUCUGAAUGUUAUGAGACUACCAUUCAUGAAAAAAUUAAAUAUUGAAGAAUUUGAAUUUAGUCAAUCCUACCUAUUUUUCUGGGACAAGGUUGAACGCUGUUAUUUCUGCUUGAAUGCUUUUGUGGAUACAGCCCAGAAAAAGGAGCCUGAGGAUGGGAGGCUGGUGCAGUUUUUGCUUACAAAUCCUGCAAAUGAUGGUGGACAAUGGGAUAUGCUUGUCAAUAUUGUUGAAAAAUAUGGCGUUGUCCCUAAGAAAUGUUUCCCAGAAUCUUACACAACAGAGGCAACUAGAAGAAUGAAUGAUAUUCUGAAUCACAAGAUGAGAGAAUUUUGUGUCCGACUACGGAACCUGGUACACAGUGGAGCAACCAAAGGAGAAAUCUCAGCCACACAGGAUGUCAUGAUGGAGGAGAUAUUCCGAGUGGUGUGCAUCUGUGUGGGUAAUCCACCAGAGACAUUCACCUGGGAGUAUCGAGACAAAGAUAAAAAUUAUCAUAGGAUUGGUCCCAUAACCCCUUUGGAAUUUUAUAGGGAACAUGUCAAGCCACUCUUCAAUAUGGAAGAUAAGAUUUGUUUAGUGAAUGACCCUCGGCCCCAGCACAAGUACAACAGACUUUACACAGUGGACUACUUAGGCAAUAUGGUUGGAGGGAGAAAAACUCUAUAUAACAACCAGCCCAUUGACUUCUUGAAAAAAAUGGUUGCAGCUUCCAUCAAAGAUGGAGAGGCUGUGUGGUUUGGCUGUGAUAUUGGAAAAUACUUCAAUGGCAAGCUGGGCCUCAGUGACAUGAAUGUCUAUGACUAUGAAUUAGUAUUUGGUGUCUCCUUGAAGAACAUGAGCAAAGCUGAGAGGUUGACUUUUGGUGAGUCAUUGAUGACCCACGCCAUGACCUUCACUGCUGUCUCAGAGAAGGAUGAUAAGGAUGGAGCAUUCACGAAAUGGAGAGUAGAGAAUUCAUGGGGUGAAGACCAUGGCCACAAAGGUUACCUGUGCAUGACAGAUGAGUGGUUCUCUGAAUAUGUCUACGAGGUGGUGGUGGACAGGAAGCACGUUCCUGAAGAGGUGCUAGCGGUAUUUGAGCAGAAACCCGUUGUCCUGCCAGCCUGGGACCCCAUGGGGUCCUUGGCAGAGUGAUAUUUCUGCCGAUUCUUUCCUCCUCCCAUACGACCUGAAGUAACUGCAAAGGACAGAUCCAGGGACUAAGCCAAAGUUAUGCAGAUGACUGAGUGUUCUUACAGAACACAGUCGGACUCUUGGUUUUCCAGUCUCCUCCAGGAACUUCUUCGGGGAAGUGUGCUUUGUGCUAAAACAAAAUAUUCUUAAAGGAACAAAAAAAGAGAAAGAUCAGAUCAUACUUUCUACUCUCUUCAUUAUUCUACUCUCUUCAUCUCCAACCAGCUCAGGAUCUCUUAGCAUUUUAAUCAAAUGUAAUUGUUUGUCUUAACUCUGUCAAAAAGAUUUGGUUCAGUGUCUGUGUUUCAGUAAGCAGGAGAAGAUGAGCAACUGAGGUUUAUGGAGAGAAAAUGGACCUAAUGCUCCUUGUUCCUAGAGUGGAGUGGGUAGGGGAGGGGAUUGCCCUACGAUUGGAGCCCUCAAGACUGCAUGCUUCCUACAUGGCAGGCCCUGAACUGAAUUUUUCCAAGGUAAUUUUAGGUGCCUCUAAUAGCACAAGCAUGGGAGGUUGAUCAAGUCUGACAUGAUUCCUUCCCAUUCUCCUGAACCAUGGUGGGGCACAGCUCUACUUGAGUCAGGUUUAAUAGAGGCUUAGAGAAAGUUGAGUAAAAGAACAACCAAAAACAUUAUCAUGAUCUGAAUUAUAAACAUUAGAGGGAGCUCUAGCCAAAUGGUUUAACUUCUGCCUCUGGAGUGCAGGUUGGGUAGGCAGGAAAAGAUGAUAUCCAUUCUUUCUGACAACUAGAUGGUGCUGAGAAGCUUUUGAAUAAAACACUUUGCUAAAUGAGAA
Molecule: messenger RNA, 2424 nt
Organism: Choloepus didactylus (southern two-toed sloth)
Lineage: Eukaryota; Metazoa; Chordata; Mammalia; Pilosa; Megalonychidae
Gene: BLMH
Product: bleomycin hydrolase
Exons: 12
Coding region: 225-1595 (456 amino acids)
Biological process (GO): proteolysis; L-homocysteine catabolic process; response to toxic substance
Cellular component (GO): cytoplasm
Molecular function (GO): cysteine-type aminopeptidase activity
Source: RefSeq, a predicted model, not a curated record